AUGGCCGGGAGGGUGGCACUGCUCCUGUGGGCCCAGACCCUCGGCCUCGCUGGUGCCCAGACCACCCAGCUCCUGGUGGAGCCCCCAUGGACACCACCAGCGCUGUGGGACCAGGUGACACUGACCUGCCAGGGCUCGGGGAGCGCCAGUGCCACCGCCUGGUACAAGGACAGGAAGUACUUGUGGCAGAAGAUGUGGCAGAAGAGUCAGGAGACCUUCACUGUCACCGAGAGAGGCACCUACAUGUGUUACAGACCUGGCAGUGGGCGCAGCCCUCCUGUGACAGUCUCAGAUGAUGAUCUGGUGCUGCAGGUGCCGGUGCGGGUGCUGCUGGAGGGGGACACGGUGACACUGCGCUGCCGGGGAUGGAGGGACAGCAAGGUCACCUCGGUGUCCUUCUACCGAGAGGGGACAGAACUGAUGGGGCUCCCUGAUGGCACAGAGCUGUCCCUGUCCCUGUCACCUCUGCAACUGAGCCACAGCGGCAACUACAGCUGCGAGGGCCGGAUGGAAUACUGGCCGUCAAAGUUGUGGCAGUCAACGCCGGUGACAGUGACAGUGCACGGGGUCCCACCCUCGGGGGUGUCCCUGUCAGCGCAGCCCUCCCGGGCACAGGUGGCACUUGGGGACAGCCUGGUGCUGAGCUGCACGGUGGCCAUGGGGACAGGUCCCCUGUCCUUCUCCUGGCACCGGGAGGGCUCAGGGGCACCACUGGGCACCGGCCCCCGCCUGGAGCUGGGAUACGUUGGGGACAAUGACAGCGGCCAGUACCGGUGCCGGGUCAGCGACGGGGACAGCGUGGCCGAGAGUGACACCAUGAAUGUCACCGUCCUGGUGCCCGUGGCCAAUGCCACCAUCACCCCCGGUCCCCUGGCACACCAGGUGCACACAGGUGACAACGUGACCCUGCGCUGCUCAGUGCAGGUGGGCUCAGCCCCUGUCACCUUCACCUGGCUGCACAAUGGGCAGGAGGUGGCCCAGGGUCCCCUGCUGGAGUUUGGGGACAUCGUUGUGGGACAUUCGGGCACCUACCAGUGCGUGGCCACCAACCAGCUGGGACAGGACGGGCACCGCGUGUUCUGGGCACUCAGCCCUGAGCUGGCGCUGGAGGUGACAACGUGGGGACACAAGGACACAGCAGUGGCCGCAGGGGUUGGCAGCUCCCUCCUGGCCCUGGUCCUGCUUGGGGCGGCCAUCGUGGGCUGGCAGCGGUGCCACCGCCGCGCCCCCAGGACGCCCCAGGACAGGACCCCCGUGGUGCCCCUCGAGGGGGAGGAGGUGCUCUACAGCCACGUGGUGCCCACGGCCAGGGCAGCGGGGUCCCCAGGUGCCACCCCCGAGGAGCCACAGGUGACCUACGCGGAGCUGCGGGCACCGAGGUUGCACCCGGGGGACAGCGGGGACUACGAGAACGUGCUGUGA
This is a messenger RNA of Melospiza georgiana, 1422 nucleotides long. RefSeq names its product Fc receptor-like protein 4. The record is from RefSeq and is a predicted model, not a curated record. NCBI's taxonomy places the organism in Eukaryota, Metazoa, Chordata, Aves, Passeriformes, Passerellidae. The coding region runs from base 1 to 1422 and encodes 473 amino acids. Gene Ontology annotation, molecular function: transmembrane signaling receptor activity. Gene Ontology annotation, biological process: cell surface receptor signaling pathway. The transcript has 10 exons.